Amphimedon queenslandica is the source of this 4207-nucleotide messenger RNA. RefSeq lists its product as uncharacterized. The coding region runs from base 288 to 4109 and encodes 1273 amino acids. The record is from RefSeq and is a predicted model, not a curated record. The transcript is spliced from 19 exons. NCBI's taxonomy places the organism in Eukaryota, Metazoa, Porifera, Demospongiae, Haplosclerida, Niphatidae.
UAUACAUUACCCGCCGUUAUAGAGAGAUACAUAAAUGACAGUCUAAAAUGAUACAUUGUUAUGACCACCAUUUUGAUGACAAGAGAGAGUGGGGGAGGGCAUACAGUGGACAUGUUUAGGUGUCACUGGUAACAGGCACAUGGUGGAAGGUGGGCAAGGUCUCCUCUUUACCCUCUCAUCCCUCCUUGUCCUAGUUCAUGAAUUAUAAUCAGAUCUCUAAAGAGAGAAAGAGAAGUUACUGGCAAAAAAGGCUAUAGAAGUGGGUAAGUGUAGAUUAAGAGAUAGAAAUGGCGACAGGGCAUGGGCCAAUAGAGAGGUCAAGGUUCAAUUGGGGAGAGAAGACACCUGAAGACAGUGAUGAUGAUGAUUUCAGCAGUCCUGGUAAUCUUGUUAUUGACAGCUCUUAUGAUGAAAGCAAAGCCUCCACACCUACUACUCCAAAGACUACUUCUUACUCAUUAAAGAAAGAGUUUUAUUUGUGUGAAGAGGAUUUCAAAGGAUUGACAUUCGUGGGAAAGAUGGAUGCAAAAAUUCCACCAGAGACAAUAUGUUUAUAUUCCUACCACUGGGGCUCCACUCACGUUGAUCUCAUCACUCGUAUCAAUGGAGACACUCUGGUACCAAUGACCAACGUCUACAACCGCGUGGUCCCUGGCCUCACUCGUAAUGCCGUCUCUAACAGGAUACCUAAAAUAGGAGCUAAAAGUAUUGCCCUACCCGAGAGCCAUAUUAAUGUCCUCAAGAAGCUCCAACUACCUAUCACUGCUCGCUCUCACUACUUAACAAUCGUUGAUUUCAUCAGGCUCUGUACGUACUAUAAGCAGAAACCUCCAAGGAAUUUAUCCGAUUUUGCUCAAAUCAAUUCUAAGUCUAAUCCUGCCGAUAUCCUGAAAACUUAUAAUUCUCAAGUCGUCCCUUCGCAGCCUGCCCUUGCCUCUGUUAAUUCUCAUCUCUCAACCCCUCCCGCCCACUCUUCUAAUUACUUCUCAAAGGAUAAGGGGCUCACGACUCCUCCUGUCCUCUCCCCUGGUCAGAUUAAUGCUAGUCUUGCCAUGAGUAUGAUUGGUAAUGAGAGAUACUCUGAAGACAGUCCUCGUAAUGGAGAUGAUAAUGAUACUGAUAAUGAUAAGACUGGUGAAGUGAAAUAUCUUCAAUUUCCUAAUGGGGUAACAUUAUCACUGGUAUAUCAGCAAGGAAUCUAUUACAUAUUAAACACAGAAAUACAAUCAAUACUACCUCAGGCAAAUCAGAACAUUGUAGCUCCAUUAAGAUCAUUAUUGAACAUACCACUGGAAUACGCCUCAAAGGCUGCUUUAAAUCAUUUAAAAUCAGAGGGUAUAGUUGGUAUUAAAGCAUGUCGUGUCAUCAUAUACAAAACUGUUGAUGUCAUUAAGAUGUACUCUCACUGGAACCUCUCAGUACCACAGUACCUCACUGACCUCAGCAAUGGAAUAUAUCCUCCCCGUGUUGUUCCGGAUGAUCCCUCUAUCAAUCAGUGUGACUCAUACUCAUCUCUUCCUGGAGAGUCUCUAUCCUCCACUCCUCCAGUACCCAGCAAUGACAUGAUGUCACCCUCAGGAACUAAACUGUACCUUGGGACUAAUAAGAAGAAGGAGAGGAAGACCUCACACUCUGGACUCUCACCACUCAGUGAUCAAGAUUUGGAUUAUAAUUAUCUUCCUUGGGGUGAUGGGAGGAGCAUCACUCUCCUGACCCCGCCCUCUGGGGAACCUUAUGUAGCCAUUGCUGAACUGGUUGCUAAAAUAUUUAGUCAAAGGAGUCAGGUCAGUUUACAAAAGAGGACAAGACUAGGUGUACCAACAGUACCAGCCACUUCAUUACAGAUUCAUGCACUGAGGGCUAGGGGAUCCAUUGACCCUUCAUCUGGUUAUUCCAAGUUAAUCCCAUUGAGUGGAGUCAUCAAAUUAGCUAAAGAAGCAGCCAUAUUUAUACCACCAGCUGUAGUAGGAGAAUGUCACAAAUAUGUUGCUGAAGAAGAGAUACAGAGAUACCUCAUUAACUCACCAGUGAAGACACCUCCUCAGUCCUCCCCUCAUAGAAGAGGAGGAGGAGGGAGUGUUAUAGGGUCUCCAUUAAAGACACCUCUGUCAGUUAGACCUGAUGUUGCCUCUCAUCCUGAUGUAACACUAGCAGGAGCCAUGCUUAAUACUGAUGAAGGUGUGUUAUUUCAGGUCAAAUGGGGCGAGCACAAAAUUGCCGUAUUCACGAGUGCAAGGAACAUCAACUACAUCGGUCUCUAUCAAAUAUACGAAGUCCUUUUCAAGCAUCUCGUGACUCGAAUGAACUUCAAAAUGAGAAUGAGAAAACUCGGAGUAAAGAGCAUCCGAGCACCUUCAUUCAUAAGACAGGGCCUAAUAAGACUGGGUGCCCUACCCAGUUCAUCCCCUGUCUGUGGGUUGCUGCGUAUAUCAGAAAUGGAGAGACUUGUUUCUUCGUAUGAUGUUAAAAUACCUCAGGUAUUUUAUGAUCUCUUUAUUAACAAUGCACUAUCAGUCGAACCAUUGGAGCCAGACGUGUUUAGAGAUUUCACUAACACCGAAGAGAAAUUUGUCGUGUCUUAUCCAAGAGACCGUAUUGAUACAAGUAUAUCAGAUCUUGUGACAGAAUCCGAGUCCCUUCCUCCUCCUUCUACUCCCCCCACUUCUUCUAAUAAUCGUCUCUCGUACAAAAACACCUCCACACUCCAGAGUUUAGCAAAAAAGAUAAGUAUGAAGAAUCAUCGUUUGGCUGCUGCCGCUUCAGCUACAACUUCUCCCACUUCAAUCUUUGCUCCUGUGUCCCACGGGAAGCGUAAAUGCUAUUCCUGUGGUCGGAGUUAUGCUUCUUCUAAGAAGAGGUGCGAAGAUUGCGGUAUAUUUCUCGUCGGUUAUCCCUGCCCUGUUUGUGGGUCCAUUAAUUAUACUUUAUGUUCUAAGUGCACUCAGUGUGGUGCUGCUCUUGAUAGAACUAAACUCUCGUCCUCGACUCCAACUGCCAGCCUGUCACCAGUGGUACAGAAGCAAACCAUAGGUUUAAAAGUACCAAGACUUGAUGUACCGAGAUUUGAAGUACCAAGACUUGAUGCUCAUCCCAAUGUAGCUGAUGAAAAGUCGGACUCACAAUCCGAUUCGUCUGGUGAUUCUGAUGAUCACCCAAAGUUACCUGCUGGUAGCUUCUCAGCUCCUCCAAUAAGAACUGCUGCACUGAAGAGCAUGUUCCCCUCCAAAUCAACUGAGUCUAGCAGUUCGUUAGUAACAAAGACACUGUACAGUGGGAAUAUAUCAUCAUCAAGGAACUGUAUGGAGUGUGGGGGGAUCAAUCCGAGAAAAGCAAAGAAGUGUCAACAAUGUAAAGCACCAAUACAGGGUAGACCCUGUCCUCAGUGUAACAGACCCAAUCACAGUCACAGUACAGAGUGCUUUAAAUGUGGGACUGCUCUUCCACCAACUGCAACUAAAUGGGUAGUAGGAGGAAGAAUAUUCAGAACUUCUAAUGAGAGUGGUAGACUAGGAAUGACAACUAAACAGUUCAAAAAAGCAGCUAGCGAUAGAGCACCUAUAACUUGUAUAAGGUGUCAUCGUGUGAGGCAGUAUAGUCGAUUCAAGUGUGGGCGGUGUGGUGACCUAUACAGUGCUACUCCACUAUAUUCAUCAACUACUGGUACUACUAAUAAUGGAAAACAUGCAACCACAACUUCUAGUGUGAAGGAUAAGCAGCAGUCAGAUAUUAAUGACCCAGAUAACUUACUAAAGUUUGCACAGAACCUAGUGUUGCUGGGAUUAGGUGAAGAAUUGCUCCCAACACUCUCAGAGAAAGAAGAAGAGUUACGCCAAAUGCUGUAUCCAGCAGAAGAGGAACUAGAAGCUGCUGAGGAAGAGUGUCAGAGCUUUCUCAAUGAUAAAUCUUCAAAAGAGAGUUUAGAGGCAGACCUCAAAGCUCAACUCGAUAUUCUGAUACUAAAGGCUGAAAAGUAUGAUCAAGAGCUGAAGGAUCUCAAAGAAAGAGAGGAAGCUGCAUCACAUACAAUGGAAGUGUGUCCAGACAUGUUGAAGGAACUGGAAGAAAAAUUAAACGCAUAUACCGACCUGUAUGAUAUUUCUCCUGUGUAAAUGCAUGCUAUAAUCAUUAACCAUUAAUUAUGUUACUCCAUGUUAUUAUUAUUAUCAUCAUUAUUUUUCUUUAUAAGGAGUUGCAUAUUAUCAUUGAA